UUCGGGAGAAGGGGGCGGGGCUCAAGCGCAGCGGCCUGAGGAGCGCAAGCGGCCGGGAGCCCUGUCUGUCCGCCCGGACUCCGGACACCGGACACCGCCGUUAUGGAGGCCGGCGCCGCGCUCAUCGCCUGCAUACUCUGCGCAACGUUGCUCAGGUGGAGCGGAGCCACGCUAGAGGAGGCGGCCGUGGCAGAUCUAUGUCGGAUUGAUGAAGCAUCGUGCCAUAUUGAAGAGGAGGUUCUCCGCUUUGAGGCCAUCAUGAGCAUCCAUAAGCAGAUGGACGAUGAUGCCAAUGGAAAUGUCGAUGUGGAGGAGAGUGAUGAGUUCUUGCGAGAAGACCUGAACUACCAGGACGCUGCAGCAAAGCACAGCACCUUCCAUGGUGGAGACAAGCUGAUCAGUGUGGAGGACUUGUGGAAGUCAUGGAAAAGUUCAGAAGUGUUCAACUGGACAGGAGAGGAGGUCAUUGAGUGGCUCAUCAACUACGUGGAGCUGCCACAGUACGAGGAACACUUCAGAAAACUGCGCAUCAAUGGACAUGACAUGCCAAGGUUGGCUGUGAACAAUCUCACCCUGGCCUGUUCUCUGCUGAAAGUGAAUGACCGGAGCCACCGCCAGAAGCUGCAGCUCAAGGCUCUGGACACUGUUCUGUUCGGGCCACCCCUGUUGACACGUCACAACCACCUGAAAGAUUUCAUGCUGGUGGUUUCCAUAGUGAUCGGUGUGGGUGGCUGUUGGUUUGCCUACAUCCAGAACCGUUACUCCAAAGAGCACAUGAAGAAGAUGAUGAAGGACCUGGAAGGGCUGCAGAAAGCAGAGCAGAGUCUGCAUGACUUGCAGGAGAGGCUCCUGAAGGCACAGGAGGAGCACCGGUCAGUGGAGGUGGAGAAGGUGAACCUGGAGCAGAAGCUGCGAGACGAGAUAAACGCAGCGAAGCAGGAAGCCCAGCGAUUGCGUGAGCUGCGUGAGGGCACGGAGAAUGAGCUUAGCCGCCAGAAGUACGCUGAGGAGGAGUUGGAACAGGUGCGCAUGGCGCUGAAGAAAGCGGAGAAGGAGCUGGAAUCGCGUGGGAGCUGGUCCCCGCCAGAUACCCUGCAGAAGUGGCUGCAGCUGACUCACGAAGUAGAAGUGCAGUACUACAAUAUCAAGAAGCAGAGCGCCGAGAGGCAGCUGUAUGUCGCCAAGGAAGGGGCAGAGAAAAUAAAGAAGAAGAGGAACACGUUGUUUGGAACUUUCCAUGUGGCACACAGCUCUUCGCUCGAUGACGUAGAUCACAAAAUCCUGGCUGCAAAGCAGUCUCUGAGUGAGGUUACUGCUGCGCUGCGGGAGCGACUCCAUCGCUGGCAACAGAUCGAGGUGCUCUGCAAGUUUCAAAUUGUCAACAAUCCUGGCAUCAGUGCUCUCCACUCGUUACUGAACAUGGAUCCCAGCUGGCUUGGACAGAGCAGGUCCACACCAACACAUUUCAUUCUGACUGAUGACCUGGAUGACAUGGAAGAGGAGCUGGUCACCCCUGUCACACUCCAAUAUAUGGCAUGGUUAAUGGAUCACAGAGCCACUGAUCGCUCCAGGACACCCCUGGACAAUCUGUCAACAUGGAGUUCCACUGCGUCCCUGAGUGUGCACCCAUCUGUGCGCCAACGCCAGGUUGACCCCCAGCAUGCUGCUGGCUCACAGAGGGAUUUAAACCAUUCCGAUUCAGAGUCUUCCAUUUCUCAGUGCAGUGAUCUGCAGCGCCUUCCUGCUUCGUCGGGCUCUCCAGGCAGCCUGCCACACAGCUCCGGGUCACGGUCAAUGCUGUCCAAGCCUUCCUGCCUGCUGAAACUGACGGAGGAGAUCGCCCCUUCACCGAGCACGGCCUUGGACUUAAAUACCCCCAGCCCGAAUGGCAGCAGCAAGCAGGGUGACUCACUCAGCAGCAUGUACUCCGAGGGCAUCUCGGACAGUCCCGUGGGCAGCCGGCCGCCCUACUCCGGCCGAGGUCUGGAGAAGUCAGCCAGCCUGGGUGAGAUCCACCGGGGGACCGAGGGGUCGGCCAUCAGCCCGUCCGAGUCAUCGCGCUCCCUCAGCCCCAGCUCCACUGAGCCUGAGGCCCCGGCUGCCGACGGCAGGAACGGAGCCAAGAUCACCAAGAUCCCGCAGCUGGCCUCCAGAAAAUCCCCGAUGGAGGAGGACAGUACAUCGACCGGCGAGGAAACGGAGCCCAACCCCGGCAAGAAGAAGCCCGGCUUCAAACUCUUCAAGAAGAAGAACAAAUAGACCAGGACGGGCGGGGAAGGCGUGGUGAGCCAGCCGAAUCUGAACUGGGAGAGGCCCCACCCAGGCCCUGGCCAAAGUGAUUUGUUAGCGGCCUCUGUUCCCAGGGAGUGGAUUUUAUUUAAUCUUAUUUAUUUUACAGACUGGUGUUCCUAUUCCGGUGGCUAGAGCAGUGAGGGCUUCGUGCUGUGUGGGCCCUCCCACCCUCUCCCCAAUCUUGCUGCAUGCAGUGCUAGUGUCCAUCCCCUCCGCGCCCCCAAAGCCUGAGCUGCAUCAGACCAGUAAUGCACGUGCAAGCUUCCGCAAAAAAACAAAAGCAAAAAACACCCCUCUGGGAGCUUUGACUAACAUUUGAAGAUGAGUAACCAAGGGAGAAGCGUUUCAGACUAGCCUGGCAGCUUGCUUACCUGUCCUCCGUGGGACAUGCCGGUUGGGGGGGUGAUCUGCCCUACUCAAUCCUCAGCUUUGUUCACUGAAGUUGCAGAUUGAUGAGCAGUGCUGGAGGCUGCAAAACCCCCAUGCUCAUACCUCCUCAGGCUGUACUGAAUCCAGAUCAAGGGUAGGACCCAUUGGCUCACCCAGCCAUCACCA
This is a messenger RNA of Hypanus sabinus (Atlantic stingray), 2847 nucleotides long. RefSeq names its product stromal interaction molecule 1b (gene stim1b). Bases 103 to 2259 code for a protein of 718 amino acids. Gene Ontology annotation, molecular function: calcium channel regulator activity; calcium ion binding; protein binding. Gene Ontology annotation, cellular component: plasma membrane; endoplasmic reticulum. Gene Ontology annotation, biological process: store-operated calcium entry; intracellular calcium ion homeostasis; activation of store-operated calcium channel activity. Lineage: Eukaryota; Metazoa; Chordata; Chondrichthyes; Myliobatiformes; Dasyatidae. The transcript is spliced from 13 exons. The record is from RefSeq and is a predicted model, not a curated record.